AUCAGUCCUUCAGGGAAGAAGUUCAGGAGUAAACCUCAGUUGUCCCGUUACCUCGGAAACACAGUGGAUUUGGGAUGUUUCGACUUCCGGACGGGGAAGAUGAUGCCUGGAAAACUGCAGAAGAACAAACAGAGACUCCGACACGACCCGCUCAGCUUGUCCAAGGGAGGUAAACCGGACCUGAACACAGCUCUGCCAAUCAGACAGACAGCAUCCAUUUUUAAACAGCCCGUUACCAAGGUUACGAGUCACCCCGGCAACAAGGUGAAGACAGACCUGCAGAGAGGGACCGAGCAGCCCAGACAGGAUCUUAACACAGCAGCAGACUCCAGCUGGGGCAAGGGGCAGAUCAGAGUGAAACUACCUGAAACUACAGCCAACCGUCUGCCGUCUGUCUGUCUGCAGCUGUUCUGGGAGAGGAGGUUGAAAGGUCUGCGGUCAUCAGACGUCACAGGGGAAGUCCUGCGGACCAUGAACCUGCCCAAAGGACUGCAGAGCGUCGGUCCGGACUCCAGCGAUGACAGUCUGCUCUCGGCCAUCGCCAGCGCUCUGCACAUGAGCUCUGCACCGAUAACGGGACAGACGUCUGUGGCCGCUGAGAAGAACCCGGCCAUCUGGCUGAACACGUCCCAGCCACUCUGCAAGGCCUUCACCGUCACUGACGAACACAUCCGAGUCCCUCUGUUCACUAGCCUCAGGUUUAUCAUCAUCUUCAUCUUAAUCCAGACAACAAACCAAAAAAUGGACCACCCACAGACCGAAGACUCAGCAGGCGAUUGCUUCGACGUUCCUGUUAAGGCAACAUCACACUGGACAUCUAUCAGCAUCUGGAAAUUUUCCAGAGCAACAGCAGCGACCACAGCAAUAAUGACAUCAGCAAUGACAAAAACACCAGCAACAACUACAAUAUGACAACAAAGAACUGCAGCAGCAAUGGUUGCAGCAACAGAAAACUGCAACAUAGGAACAUAUGAGGAGCAACAGCUGCAAUGAGUUGAGUGUCUAUCAGCUUAAAGCAACAACCGAAGCCUUUAAUCCUUUCUGUGAUUUAUCAUCUGUACAAACUUUACAACAAGCGCUUAUCUUUUCUUUCACUUUUCAAAUUGUGAUUCUUUUUAAUAUAAAAGUAAUAAAAAAUAAAAAAAAUACUGAAGAGCAACGCCCUCAUCGAACCCAAAGUCAGGUUGCAAACUGCUGGACGGCUUUUGCUAACUCUACUAACUCUUAAUAAGCUCUUUGAUGAUUUUAGUUGUUUGUGGUGUCAGAUUGUUGUCGGUUUUAGAGAAGUCUUCAGGGAUUUUUAAAUAAAUAAUGAGAAUUUACAUGAAUAUGAAAUAGAACAAUUGCUUAUUUAAGACAAAUUUUUUAUACCUUAAGAGAACAUAAGUGUACAUUUCUUGGACUGGAGUAAAUAAAUAAUUAUAUUCA
Morone saxatilis (striped sea-bass) is the source of this 1428-nucleotide messenger RNA. RefSeq names its product methyl-CpG-binding domain protein 2-like. NCBI's taxonomy places the organism in Eukaryota, Metazoa, Chordata, Actinopteri, Moronidae. The record is from RefSeq and is a predicted model, not a curated record.